Messenger RNA from Malaclemys terrapin pileata, 4384 nucleotides. RefSeq names its product zinc fingers and homeoboxes 2 (gene ZHX2). The record is from RefSeq and is a predicted model, not a curated record. Gene Ontology annotation, molecular function: DNA-binding transcription factor activity, RNA polymerase II-specific; DNA binding. Gene Ontology annotation, biological process: regulation of transcription by RNA polymerase II. The transcript is spliced from 4 exons. NCBI's taxonomy places the organism in Eukaryota, Metazoa, Chordata, Testudines, Emydidae. Gene Ontology annotation, cellular component: nucleus. The coding region runs from base 703 to 3213 and encodes 836 amino acids.
CACACAUGUGGAUAGAUCGCAGAGGGGGAGCAAUUUUUUUUUUAUAAUCAGACUCUUAAAGGCGCCUGGGUCAAUUCAGUUUCUAACUUUCUCCCAAAUAAAGGGACCCCGGUGGAAGAGCCGCUGGUGGUAUCGUAUGCAAAUACGCAUGCUGACGUCAGAGAUCAUGUGGGUUUUGGCGUAGAUCCCCACUGAUCGAAGGAUUUUUUUUUUAAAUAUUUUAUUUUUUUGCUAGUGUUUGUGCUGUUGGGGGGGGAGGGGGGUUUGCCCAGGCUCCCCAGCCGGCUCCCACGUUCCCCAGCGUGGCGAAAGGCAGAGCCCUUCCACUGGGGGAAAGUUCGUGCCGCCGCCUCCUAAAGCCCUGGGCGCAGUGGAAUGUUCCACCAGAGGAAAAUGGAACAACCAGGCCACCCAGUCAGGCUUCUCUGAUGGUGUGAAAGCUGCACGAGCUGAUACUCUUAUUAAAAAGAGAGCAUCGGAACACUGGAGAGCCCUGUGUGUUGAGCAGCUGCCGGGAAGGUGUAAUGCAGCCCAGUAUGUUUGGGGGUUGGAGCUGACGAUCACAGAUGGCACUUAAACUCUUUUGGAAACAUACCAGCCCAUAAUAUUCAAGGAAAAUCAGAGCCAUUAAAGAGGGCUUCUUGGGGUUUGUUCCCCCAAAAGAGUCACCGUCUGAAACAGUUGCACACCAUAGUAGGUGCUAUGGCUAGCAAAAGAAAGUCAACAACUCCAUGUAUGCUGCGAACACCUGAACUAAUGGAGCAAGCUGUUCCUGAGGAUGGAGAAGCCUUAAAAGAAAGAGGUGCUGGCACUCCCCAGCAGGAUUCUAAAGAUGGCUGGGCUGCUGAUACAGAAAGCUCUGUAAAAGAAUGUGAAGUGGUGGAUGGGAAAGCCCCAGUUGAGAAUCAAUCCAAGAAACCCCAAGGUGGUUAUGAAUGUAAAUACUGUCCUUUUUCAACACAAAACCUAAAUGAAUUUACGGAGCAUGUUGAUACACAGCACCCAAACGUAAUCCUCAACCCUCUCUAUGUGUGUGCUGAAUGUAACUUUACAACCAAAAAAUAUGAUUCCUUAUCUGAUCACAACACAAAAUAUCACCUGGGAGAGAAUAAUUUUAAGCUGAAGUUAAUCAAACGCAAUAAUCAGACUGUGUUAGAGCAGUCCAUUGAGACAACGAAUAAUGUUGUCACUGUCACAAACAGUGGAUUAGAAAAUGCAGAGUAUGAUGAAGCCCUUCAUGGUGAGAUCAAUGUAAGUAAAACCCCAAUCAUGAAACAGGGAAAGCCUAAAGUGGAGACCAAGAAGGGUCCCAAAAAGACAGAAGAGGGAGGUAUGGAAAACCACGUGGAUGGGACCCUCCCCCAUGUCAUUACAGAAACCACUGAAUCUAUUGCUUGUAUCAAUGGAUCUGACCUUCUUCAUGAUGUAUUGGCUCAUGUUAUGCCCUCUGUACAGCUGCCACCAAAUAUCAACCUUGUCCCCAAGGUCCCAGUCCCUCUGAACAGUACCAAAUACAACUGUGCACUGGACACUAAUGCAACCAUGAUCAACUCAUUUAAUAAAUUUCCUUACCCAACACAAGCAGAGCUGUCAUGGUUGACAGCAGCAUCAAAACACCCAGAGGAGCAAAUCCGAAUCUGGUUUGCUACUCAGCGUUUGAAGCAUGGAAUCAGUUGGUCUCCAGAAGAGGUAGAAGAGGCAAGAAAGAAGAUGUUUAAUGGAACCAUCCAGUCAGUACCCCAAACCAUCACUGUCCUGCCAGCUCAUCUGACAUCUGCAAAAAUGCCACAGCCAAUUAUCCAAACAGCUUUGCCUUGCCAGAUACUCGGCCAGACUGGCCUGGUUUUGACUCAAGUAUCAAAUGGAUCAACAGUUUCUUGCUCACCGAUUACACUUGCUGUUGCUGCUAAUCACGGACAGAAACGGACAAUACAGACCUUGUCGGGUGCCCCAGAAGUCAAGCGUCCACAUGUAGUUCAUGUGCCUGAGAUCUCACCCAAGCUGAAUGCUGCGCCAUUGACACCAACAAAUGACCGAAAAAAGACCAAGGAACAGAUAGCAGAACUAAAGGCUAGUUUUAUCACAAGCCAAUUUCCUGACGAUGCAGAAGUCUACAGGCUAAUAGAAGUAACCGGUCUCUCCAGAAGCGAGAUCAAGAAGUGGUUCAGUGAUCACAGAUACAGAAGUCAAAGGGGCAUUGUUCACAUCACUAGUGAAUCUAUAGCAAAAGAUCAGUUAGCCAUUGCAGCUGCCCGGCACGGGCGUACAUACCACACAUACGCAGAUUUCACACCCCAGAGGUUCAAAGAGAAAACACAAGAGCAGCUUAGGAUUCUCGAAGAAAGUUUUCUUAGAAGCUCUUUUCCAACCCAAGGAGAAUUGGACAGGCUUAGGGUGGAAACCAAGCUGAGUAGAAGAGAGGUUGAUUCCUGGUUCUCUGAGAGGAGAAAGCUAAGGGAUAGCAUGGAACAAGCUGUCUUGGACUCUAUGGGAUCCAACAAAAAAAAUAAGGAUCAGGGACUCCAUAAUGGUACAAUAAGCCAGACUGAGCUGCUGAAUAGCUCCCAGCUACCCAGUUCUUUGUCCGGAUCCGAAUCCUCCACAGCAUUUAACAAAAAAAACCAAGAGCAGAUUCACUUGCUGAAGAGCACAUUUGCAAGAACCCAGUGGCCAUCACCCCAGGAGUAUGACCAGUUAGCAGCUCAAACUGGGCUCACUAGAACUGAAAUAGUCCGCUGGUUCAAAGAGAAUAGAUCCUCCCUAAGAACUGGGACAUUAAAAUGGAUUGACCGAUACCAGCAACAGUAUCUUGUGGAGGGUCAUAAUGAGCAAAACCAGAAAAAGGGAUUAAAACAAAAUGAGAGUCCAAAGAACAGUAACCAGGUGUCUCGGCAGCAUUACCAGGAGCACAAAAAGCUGAACGAAGAGAACGUGGGCAAACUAGUCAUGAGAUCAACAGAAGACGAUGAUCCACCAAAAGACUCUUUAUUAGGGAAUCAAACUGAGGACAGAUUGGAAUGCAACAGCCAAGACGGCCACGGUAGUGAGGAAAAUGAGGACGCUGGAGAUGUGAACUGGGUGGAGGUGACAGUAGGGGAUGAUGAUGCUGUCUCGGACUGUACAGACAGCUGGAGUCAAACUGCACCUGAAGGCCAAGCUGAGUUAGCAGAUUUUGAUUCUGAAAGUGUAUCUGGAGACAAUUCCCAUAUUUAGACAGGGAUGCCAAUCAGUUGUGCUGUCGUGAUAAUCAAGGGGGAAAACUCUCUCUGAAAACAGGAUAACCAUCUAUUUUCCUACUUGGGACAAGAUAACCAAUGAGUUGCAACUCUGAGUCGAACCAUGCUUGCAGAGGCACAGUGAGAAAUAUCGUGGAGCAUUGAUACGGAAUUGUUCAUAGUGCCAAAGUCCUACUACCGCAUUAAAGAAGAAAGGAUCCUUGUACAUAGGUUUCUCCCUAGCUUCCCUUCCUCUCACCCUCUUCCUCUACUGGAACUGAUUUGUACAAAGUGGGAAUUUUGUUACCUUUUUAAUUGGUGCAAGUUACUUUUUCGGAUCAUCCCGUUGCAAGGUUUGAGGGUUUUUUGUUUUUAGAAUUAGUAACCACUAUAUCUGCUUCAGUUUUAAAAUAUUAAAAUUUUGGAAUCUUUUCAAUGUGGUGCAUCAGUAGCUGAUCCUGGAUUUUCACCCCAAUGAUGGUUUACAUUUCAGCCCGCCGAAUGCAUCAAGAGGUUUGUGGUGUUGUUGCUUGUUCAGCUUUCUUUAAAAAACAAACAAACAAAAAAACUACCUGCUGUUGGCUAAAUUAUUUAACUCUGCACAUUUCUGUGCAAUGGAGGGGCAAAUCUCCUUUCCAACUGCUGUAUCUCGCCCUUGCCCAACCAUCAAAUACCAGCUAGAGCCACAGACCUCUGAAGACCUUAAUAGCAUGCCUCUGUCUUAUUUGAGCACCUUUUUUUCUCUUUUUUACAUGCAUUACAACCCCAAAAAGGAGUGACAAUGGGGAAAUGAAGAUUCUUCAUAAAUGAACUUGUUCAUAUUUCUUUAGUCGGUACAAAGAUGGACUAUAUUUUUUGUCUGCCCUUCAGCUUUAGAUGUUGUAGUGCACAACAUACAUUUCCUUUAACCCUUGCCACUAAAUUGUUAGAUCAGUUCUAGAUCCCGGAGUGCACUUUUUUCAAAUAACCCUAACCUUUUUAUUUUAGAGUGAGCCAGCACGCAUGAGAGAUAUCUGGUUAAAAUGUUGCAAUCUGACUAGCUGUCUUUUGGAGACUUACCCAUAUUUCAGUACACUGCACAAAUAUAAUUCUAGGGAAUUUGAAUAAAAUCAACUUUUCUAACUUGUUGCUCAUUUGUUGUAACUCAAUAAAACAAAGACUGAACAUUU